GAUAAAUGCAGCUCAGGAUGAGCUCAAAACAUUUAAUGUAGGUGUGGCGCGAUUGUCUCCGCCUCUUAUGCGUUACUUUCUCACCCUAAAAAUGUAUAUGUAAAUUUCAUGUUCAGUACAGAACCGGUGUUCAGUUCCCGGUUUUUACUCAGUUGGAUUUAAUGGCUGCUGAGCAAGAAACGGAUCAUUCCAACCCACCUGUGGACUUGGUGAAAACACCUUUCAUAAACGUGUGCCACACGUCCGGGUUAAAGUUAACCCAAAUCAACGACAAGACAACAACAUUAUGGCCAAGGCCACUGGCUCAGAUAUGGACCCUGAUGCUGCUGUUGGUCACAUGUUUUCUCUACUGGUCACGGAUGGCCAUGCCAAUCUGUGCCGUCACCAUGGCAAAAGAAUUUGGAUGGAGCAAGACUGAGACUGGCAUGGUGCUGGGUGCUUAUUUCUGGGGUUACUGUUUUACUCAGGUCCUUGGUGGCCAUGCCAGUGAUAGGAUAGGAGGAGAGAGAGUACUGCUGCUGUCCACCCCCUCCUGGGCCGUGAUGACAGCUAUCACACCGCUUCUGGCCAACAUUGGUCUCCGACCUCUUGUUACCAUGACAGUGACCAGGUUUUUACUGGGUGCAAUGCAAGGGGUUCACUACCCUUCUCUCGUCAGUGUCUGUGCUCAGCGUGUGACGGAGGGAGAGAGAGGUUUUUCAAUGAGCACUCUGGCAUGUGGGUGCUACCUAGGGAUGACACUGGUUGGAGGUGUGGGUUCCCUGAUGCUGGACUGGUUUGGAUGGGAAAGUGUGUUUUAUGGAGCUGGUUUCCUUGCUAUUUGCUGGACCUUUUGUGUAUGGAAAUGUCUUCACCAAGGUCCAGUUUUCUCCCUUGACUCACUGCAGAUCAGCAACAAUUGCGUGCCUGAAUCCAUUAGAAUCAACUGGCUGUAUCUCCUCAAAGAGCCUAGUGUCUGGGCCAUGAUCAUUUCUCAUCUAUGCUUUAGUAGCACCUAUUACAACCUCAUGUCAUGGCUACCAACAUUUUUCAAAGAAAAGUUUCCUCAUGCCAAGGAUUGGGUGUUUAAUGUGAUUCCUUGGUUUGUGGCGCUGCCCACUUCACUGUUUGGAGGCUCUAUCUCUGAUCAUCUCAUUAGGCAAGGCUGUGGGACAGCAACUGUAAGAAAACUGAUGCAGUUCUGUGCUAUGGGAGCAGCCAGUGUGUUCAUCAUCCUUCUCUGUAAGACGAGCAGUUUUGUCCAGUCUGUUGCUUGUGUGUCUGUGGCUGUUGGGCUGUCCACCUUUAAUAAUAGUGGGGUGUCCAUGAAUGUGCAUGACGUGGCACCAUCAUGUGCAGGAGCCCUGUUUGGGGUUAUGAACACAUGUGCUGCUUUUACUGGUUUGCUGAUGGUGUACAUGUCUGGCUACAUCAUUGAGAUCACGGGAUCCUGGGAAACUGUGUUCUCCAUCCUGGCUGUGGUGAACAUCAUUGGUGUCACCGUAUUCAUUGUGCUGGGUGAUGCAAAGCGAGUUGAUCAGCCUCAGAUCAUUUGAACAUCAUGUUGAAAACAAAUUCUACCUCUCCAAGGCAUAUUGGGGUUUCCUUAUUUGUCAUUUGUAACAAAUGGAUUGGAAACUCUUCAACACUCUAAAACACUGUACAAUAACUUUGUCAUUAUUUAUUUUUUUAAAUGUAUAUUAAAUAUUUGGCAGAGAUGGAAUUGGAAAUGAUACAGUGAAACAAUGUUUUAUAUAACAAAUAUUUAUCUGAAUUGUAACUUUAAUAAAUAUAAGAAAUAUAAGAGAAA
Ctenopharyngodon idella (grass carp) is the source of this 1789-nucleotide messenger RNA. RefSeq names its product solute carrier family 17 member 9a (gene slc17a9a). Lineage: Eukaryota; Metazoa; Chordata; Actinopteri; Cypriniformes; Xenocyprididae. The record is from RefSeq and is a predicted model, not a curated record. Bases 162 to 1535 code for a protein of 457 amino acids. The transcript has 13 exons. Gene Ontology annotation, molecular function: transmembrane transporter activity. Gene Ontology annotation, biological process: transmembrane transport.